AUGGCUCAACAGCAAAAAGUGAUAUCAUUAAUAAAUAAACUGAAAGAUGUCGAUAGUGACUAUAGAUUUAUGGCAAUGAAUGAUUUAAACUUAUUAAUUAAGAACUAUCAAAUUAUAAAUGACGAUCUAGAGAUUGAAUUAAUCGAUAGUUUAUUAAAAAGUUUAGAUGAUAAUAACUUUGAAGUUAAACAGUUAACAAGUAACUCUAUAGAAUUAUUAUUAAAUAAACUAAAAUUGAAAUCUUUAAACUACUUGAUUGAUAACUUGUUCGAGUUAUUAAAGAAUAACAAGAAAGAUGAUUUGAAUGACAUCUAUUUAGUUACUAUCAAGUUGAUUAUUAAGAACUUAGAUAACAUUCAAUUCAUCAAUCUCGAUAAACUAAUAAAGAAUGUUUUAGUUUUGGACUUAUCAAUCGAAAGUUUAGACAUCUUACUCGAAUUGAUUCAUAAUUUCAUUCUCAACAGGGACCAAUCAAUUGAGGUUUUAGAUUCUCAAUUUAAUAUUUUAUCGUCGUCAGCUAGAUACUCAUUAAAAAAGAAGUCAAUUUACAUCAUUUCGCUCCUGAUAGAUGAUUACUAUCAAGACAAGCUGAAUGAAUUUAUUAACAACAACAUUAACAGCCAAUUCAUCAUCACAAAUCUCUUAAUAACAAAUACUUUGAAUAUCUUAAACAACACAAAUCAUCUGGACAUCAUUAUCCACCAUCUAGAUAACUCAGACGAUGAAAUCAAAGAAUCCGCUUUGUUGACUUUGGAAGCCUUCAUUAAGCAUCUGAACCCACAACAACAUUUAGAAUCAUUAAUAGCGUUGUCAUCGAAAUUCAUUUCUUACAACCCAAAUUACUUUGAAAUUGAUGAUGAUGAUGAUGACAUCGAUGAAGAUGACGAUGAAGAUCAAGAGGAUGAACCCCUUUCCGAUAACGAUGACCUCAGUUGGAAAGUAAGAAAGGCUUCUGCGAAGUUGAUAUCUACUAUCACUCUCAAUAAUCCACAUUUGUUGCAUCAGUUAUGUUCCUCCAUCUUCUUAAACCUUCUCAAUAUUACCUCAAAUGAGCGUGAAGAGAGUGUCAAACUAGAGAUGUUUAACGCAAUAAACUCUUUCUUCUUGAUCAACGCUUCAUUGAAUGAAAGGUGUUCUCUCAAACGCAAACACAACGAGAUGGAUCUAGAUCUUAACAGUGAUUUGCAAAACGAAACCUAUCAAAAGCCACUCAUAAAGACGAUCACGAAGCAUCUCAACGAUAAAUCUCUAGUUAUCAGACUCAACGCAUACAAGCUGUUAAACACUUUGGUCAAUACUUUCCAAGAUUCAUUGCAAUCUCCCCACAUUGAUGAUAUCACUCCAUUCAUCGAGCAAGGUUUGAAAGAUAUUCAAUCAACAAUCUCUGCAGGUUUACCAAUUGAAAUUUUAACAUUCUUGAAUUCACUGUUCAGAACUCACACAUACCGUUCUAUUCACCAAGCCAUACCAUCACUUACAGAUGCACUCAUCAACACGACAAAACUUACAAAGUAUCACAAGCUUUGUUCACUCGCACUUACAUCACUUGAGAACCUUGUCACUCUACUUCGUCCAUUGAGAGAAGAUGGUAAGGUUUCUCCAUAUCCACUUCAGCAAGAACGCAUUGACAGUUACCUUGAAUUAAUAAAUAAUGCAGUCAAUGAGAGUAUUCAAGAUAGUGAACUUUCAAACAAUGUCAAAGAAGAUGCAAUAAACGUCGUUGCUGUUUUAUUAUCACAUGCAGGUGAUAUUAUAACUAAGAAUAAUGACAGUCGUUCACUUUCACUUCUCAGUUCAAGAUUAUCGAAUAAUCUCACGCGAUUAGCUGCCAUCAAAGCUAUUAAGGUUGCUGCAAAUUCAACUACAUGUGAUGGUCAAUUAUUCCAAACUUGGUUUUUGGAAUUUCUCAAGCAAAUUACACCUUUGAUCAAGCAAAACGAUAGAGUAGUUAAAAUCACUACUUUUGAAUGUUUGGAAGCUUUGCUUGAUAGGGUCGUCAAUGAAAUCGAUCUUGAUCUUGCAAAUGAAUUGAUCACUAGUACUUUACCACUUAUAACGAUUAAUGAUCUUCAUACUCUUCCAUAUGCUUUAAAUAUUGCAAGUCAAUUGGUUCAAGGCAGAGAUGAAAUUAGAAACUCUAUUGUUAAAGUAUUACAUCAAUCAUACUCACUCGUUCUAUCACCUCUUCUCGUUCUCGGUGGUCAAGGGUUAGAUUCAUUAGAAAAGUUUUACCAAUUGACUGUCACAUAUAACCCAUCUGCUGGUCCUGAAAUUGUCAGUAACCUUUUAGAUCAAGUUAAAGAUGUCAGUGUUAGUGAUGUAGGUGGUGAGGGUGAACAUAUACUCGCAAAUGUUAGCAAACUCAUUGGUGGUGUAAUUGUAACAAGUAAAGGUGAUAUUGAAAAUUUCUUGAACGUACUCAAAUCACCAAAUCAAGUAUCACAUGUGUACUUAUCUUUAUUGGUGGUUGGUGAAGUUGGUAAAGAUAUAGAUCUUUCAGUCAAAUAUCCGGAUUUGUUCACAAUCGUUGGCGGAUACUUCAAUAAUGAUCAAGAUAAUAUCCGCAGAGCGUCCUCAUUCAGUUUAGGUAACAUCUCGGCUGGUAGUACAAAAAUAUUCCUACCAGAGUUGCUUAAAUUAAUGAAGAACUCUGAUUAUUUAAUAUUAUCAUCAAUAAAGCAAGUAAUUUCACAAUCAGUUGAACAAAUUGAUCAAGAUCAAAUUGACAAGUUAUUUAAUUCUUUAAUCUCAGUUGGUGAUGAUGAGAAUGUUAGAAAUGUCAGCGCUGAAUGUCUUGGUAAACUUUGUUUAUCAAUGCCUUCCACAUAUUUACCAAAAGUAAAAGAUUUACUUGACUUUGAAGAAACAAAAUUAAUCUCAAUUGUUGCCAUUAGAUACACCUUAACUGAGUCCACAAAUGAAAACUACUUGGUUGAUAUAUUUAACAAAUUUGAUCAAUUAUUGGUAGAUUCUAACUUGGAAGUAAAGAAAAUGACCUUAUCAACAAUUAAUUCAGCAGCUAGACAUAAACCAACCCUUAUUAAAGAAUCAAACAUACCUUUAUUAUUACAACAAACUGAUUCAAAACCUGAAUUAAUUAGAGAAAUUACCUUAGGUCCAUUUAAAGAAAAGAUUGAUGAUGGUUUACCAAUUAGGAAAACUGCUUAUGAAUGUUUAUAUACAAUUUCAAAUCACUGCGUUAGUUUAAUUAGCAAAGACGACCUGAUUGGUCAAGUUCUCAAAGGUUUAAAUGAUGUUGAUGAGAUUAAAAUCUUAACCUAUCUCAUUUUGAAUAGAUUAGUUAUGAUUGACAGAGACGUUGUCAUGAAUUCAAUUGAAGAAAUCAUUCAAAAGUUAGAGAAGGUUUUACUAUUCAAACCAAAAGAUAGUGCAACGAAGAUGGAACAUGAACGUAACUCUGAAUUGCAAACAUCAGUUUUACGUACAUUGGCAACACUUAAUAGUGUGAUUUCAAUGGAAAGAAAUGAACAUCUCAAUAAAGUCAUUAAACAAACUGUUGAACCUAAUGCUCAGUUUAGAAAUACUUUUCUUUCUUGCUCAAAUUUAACGGCAUCUCAAUUCAGUGACGCUAUGCAAACUGAUUAG
Wallemia mellicola CBS 633.66 is the source of this 3606-nucleotide messenger RNA. Its product is annotated as TIP120-domain-containing protein. Gene Ontology annotation, biological process: SCF complex assembly; protein ubiquitination. The transcript is spliced from 3 exons. The record is from RefSeq and is a predicted model, not a curated record. The coding region runs from base 1 to 3606 and encodes 1201 amino acids. Gene Ontology annotation, cellular component: nucleus. Lineage: Eukaryota; Fungi; Basidiomycota; Wallemiomycetes; Wallemiales; Wallemiaceae.